Molecule: messenger RNA, 2793 nt
Organism: Rhodamnia argentea
Lineage: Eukaryota; Viridiplantae; Streptophyta; Magnoliopsida; Myrtales; Myrtaceae
Product: phytyl ester synthase 1, chloroplastic
Exons: 13
Coding region: 527-2668 (713 amino acids)
Cellular component (GO): membrane
Source: RefSeq, a predicted model, not a curated record
AGACGGACCCUUCAGUCGGCCCUCUGGAGUGCGUGGCUACAACAUUACCAGGGAAAAUAAGCGGCCUCUCUCCCCUCCACCACCAUCCGAUUAGUUGCAAGUGCCAACAAAGAACCCAGCUAAUUUCCAAACAGUGGUUUCCCUUUCUAUGUACUUUUCCUUCUCUCUCUUUCUCAUCACCCCUUUCAGUUUCCCUCUUGCUGCAUUCCAUGGUAUAGCCACAAGAUUCCUGGAAUCCAGAUGGUAUUGAGAUAGCAUUUUGCUUUGUGGGUGCGCCUCAAGUUCCUUGUUGCUUUCUCAGUGUCUCUGUUGCUUAUGUUGGGCCAAGUAUGGAAUUCCUGAUUGUUCUGGCUUAGAGUGUCCCGAGGGAACCCCUUCUGACUGAAUUCCUCAAGGCCCCUCGGUGACUUAAAAGGAGCUCUUUUUCCAAGUGUAGUUCUUGGGGGACGUUAAAUUUCCUAACUUUCUGAAUUUGGAAAAGGGCAAGAAAAAAGAAAAAAAAGGCUGCAAUCUUUGUGCCACUGCUAUGUCAUCGCCCGUUACUUUCCGGGUGUCGCCUUAUUUGGCGUUGAAUGCGCAGUUUUGGCCUCGGUGUAGAGUGCAAGCGAGCAGUUCAGUUGGUGGUGACUCAAAUGUGUCAUCAUCUCCUGAAUUGGUUGUGUUGAAUGGAGCUCCUCCUGUUGAGGAGACCGAGAAAGUUGGUCCUUUGACUGGAGGAAAUGGAUAUGCAGUUUCGAAGAUUGAGGUGGUAGAGAAGAAGAAGAAGGUGGAGAAAGAAGCAAAGGUAAGCUUGGAGGUGUUGUGGGAUGAUGCGUAUGGAACUAAGAGUGUGAAGGAUUAUCUUGACUGCUCGAGGGAUAUGAUUAGGCCUGACGGAGGUCCGCCCCGUUGGUUUUGCCCUGUUGAGUGUGGGCAGCCUUUGAAUGAUUGUCCGGUUCUUUUGUUUUUGCCUGGACUUGAUGGCACUGGAUUGGGCCUCAUCUUGCACCAUAAAGCACUGGGGAGGGCUUUUGAGGUUCGGUGCUUGCAUAUCCCUGUUUAUGAUCGGACUCCAUUUGAAGGUCUGGUGAAAUUCAUUGAGAAAACCAUCAAAGCAGAGCAUGCCGCAUCUCCACAUAAGCCUAUUUAUCUUGUUGGGGAUUCCUUUGGAGGAUGCUUGGCACUUGCUGUGGCUGCUCGUAAUCCUACCAUCGACCUGGUAGUCUUAUUAGUGAAUCCAGCUACGUCAUUUGGCCGUUCACAGCUGCAGCCACUGUUACCUUUACUGGAAGCUAUGCCCGAUGGACUCCAUUUCACGGUCCCCUAUCUUCUAAGCUUUGUUAUGGGUGACCCAGUGAAGAUGGCAACAAUCAAUAUUGAUAAUAUGCUUCCCCUGAGAGUGGCACUUGAACAAUUGUCUGUCAACCUCACUUCUUUGCUGCCUCGUCUGUCAGGUUUGGCUGAUAUUGUACCCAGGGAAACUCUUCUUUGGAAACUGAAGUUGCUUAAAUCGGCUGCCUCUUAUGCUAAUUCUCGUCUUCAUGCUGUCAAAGCCGAAGUGCUACUCCUUGUCAGUGGCAAGGAUAACAUGCUUCCUAGUCAUGAUGAAGCCCAAAGGCUUACAAACUCAUUGAAGAACUGCAGAGUUUGUUACUUCAAAGACAAUGGACAUACACUUCUACUGGAAGAUGGUAUUAAUUUGCUGACCGUCAUCAAAGGUACCCACACAUAUCGUCGAACAAGGAGGCAUGAUUACAUCUUGGAUUUCCUGCCUCCUAGUAUGUCAGAAUACAAACUAGCAUUCCAUCAAAUAGUUGGACUAUUUCGCAAUGCAUCUAGUUCGGUGUUAUUCUCAACUUUGGAAGAUGGGAAGAUAGUGAGAGGUCUUUCAGGGGUUCCUUCUGAAGGACCGGUUUUGUUAGUCGGUUAUCACAUGUUGAUGGGACUUGAGGUGUUUUCACUUGUUGAAGAAUUCUUGAGAGAGAAGAACAUCAUGGUGCGUGGGAUGGCUCAUCCGAUGUUGUUCUCUGAAAAAAUAGAAAAUCUAUCUUCUGAAUUUGAUCUAAUUAAUUGGAUAAAAGUAUUGGGAGCAGUUCCUGUAACCGGAAGCAACCUCUUUAAAUUGUUUUCAACCAAAUCUCAUGUUCUACUUUAUCCUGGCGGUGCACGCGAGGCUUCCCAUAAUAAGGGUGGAGAAUACAAGCUGUUAUGGCCAGACCAACCAGAAUUUGUGAGAAUGGCUGCACGGUUUGGCGCCACAAUAGUACCAUUUGGAACCGUCGGAGAGGAUGACAUUGCAGAAUUGGUACUUGACUACAAUGAUCUGAUGAAGAUUCCAUUUGUCAAUGACUACCUCAGAGAAGCUAGUCGCGACGCCAUACGAGUGAGGGAGGGUAUGAGUGGAGAGGGCGCAAAUGAAACACUUUUUAUGCCAGGGAUUUUGCCAAGGAUACCUGGCCGCUUCUACUAUCUGUUUGGGAAGCCCAUAGAGACAAGGGGGAGAUAUGAAGCACUGAAGGACAGAGAAAACGCAAACGAGCUGUACUUGCAGGUGAAAUCCAGAGUCGAAAGCUGCAUCGCGUAUUUGCUCAAGAAGCGAGAGGAGGACCCGUAUCGAAGUAUACUUGAUAGAUCCGUACAUAGAGCAUUACAUUCUCCUUUACACGAAAUUCCGGCAUUUGAGCCCUAAUAAUGGGUGGUGGUUGUCCCAAUAGUUUUUGGCCUUAUGUUUUUCAUUUACAGUUGACAUAGACAUUUGUAAACACGAUAUUUGACUUCCAAUGUUGGAAAAUGAAAUAUCUUCUUUUGUGGGUA